Molecule: messenger RNA, 4652 nt
Organism: Chelmon rostratus (copperband butterflyfish)
Lineage: Eukaryota; Metazoa; Chordata; Actinopteri; Chaetodontiformes; Chaetodontidae
Gene: hnrnpa3
Product: heterogeneous nuclear ribonucleoprotein A3
Exons: 11
Coding region: 155-1162 (335 amino acids)
Molecular function (GO): RNA binding
Source: RefSeq, a predicted model, not a curated record
CAGAAUUCCGUAUGAUCAUUUGUGUGCAUGAAUCACUGCAGCUACAUCGUGCUGUAGUUUUAGUUUUGAUGAUUAUAGUACUGGGGUGAACUGACGGCCAGAGCUGUCCUCGUCACGUGAUCCACUCAGAUCUGCUCCAGUGGACGUCUGCAAAAUGGAGGACCGUGAAGCUAAAGAACCCGAGCAGCUGAGAAAGCUGUUCAUUGGAGGUCUGAGCUUUGAAACCACGGAGGAGAGUUUACGGGCCCAUUUUGAACAAUGGGGAAGUCUCACAGACUGUGUGGUGAUGAGGGACCCCAACAGCAAGCGUUCAAGAGGGUUUGGCUUUGUGACAUAUUCUUCCGUACCCGAGGUCGAUGAGGCUAUGAAAGCACGGCCUCACAAAGUAGACGGCCGAGUUGUUGAACCCAAGAGGGCCGUGUCCAGAGAGGACUCAAAUAAACCAGGUGCCCAUCUGACAGUGAAGAAGAUCUUUGUCGGUGGUAUCAAGGAGGACACUGAGGAGUACCACAUCCGCGAGCAUUUUGAGAAGUACGGGAAGAUUGAAUGCAUUGACAUCAUGGAAGAACGCAACACUGGGAAGAAGAGAGGAUUCUGCUUUGUGUCCUUCGAUGACCAUGACACUGUAGACAAAAUUGUUGCCCAGAAAUUCCACACAAUCAACUUCCACAAUUGUGAGGUCAGGAAAGCACUCUCAAAACAGGAAAUGAGUGCCAUAUCCACGAACAGGGGCAGGAGUGGAGGAUCUGGAAACUUCAUGGGGCGAGGGGGUAAUUAUGGAGGUGGUGGCAACUUUGGACGGGGUGGCUAUGGCGGAGGACGAGGUGGCUAUGGUGAUGACUUUGACAAUGGUCCAGGAGGGAAUUACGGUGGAGGACCAGGUUAUGGAGGAGGCCGAGGGGGCUAUGGAGGUGGUGGUCCUGGGUAUGGCAACCAGGGUGGUGGAUUUGGAGGCAGCUGCGAUGGAGGUUAUGGAGGCAAUGACGGAGGAUAUGGAGGAGGUGGAAAUUACAACGACUUUGGAAAUUAUGGUGGACAGCAGUCCAAUUAUGGGCCCAUGAAGGGAAACAACUUUGGUGGCAGAAACUCAGGUGGACCCUAUGGUGGUGGUUAUGGCUCUGGCGGCGGCGGCGGAGGCGGCUAUGGCUCACGGCGAUAUUAAUUAUUUCAUGUUUUGGCUUCAGUUCUUAGCAGGAGAGGCGAGGAGGUGAGCAAAGGAAUUGUCAGGAAAGCUGCAGGUUACUUUGAGGCAGUCAUCUGAAAGCAUUAGAGGAACACACAAGUCAGACUUUACUGCAGCUAAAUCGGAGAAGUUUAUGGAAGAAGGACUGUAAACACAAGACAUGAGUGCAGAUGAUACCCUUCCCUAAUUGUGAUAGAUGUUUCCCUACCAAGAUUUUUUUUCCUUUUGUGCGUCUGAAGUGUGUGUGUAUUGUGCCUAUGGUAUCAGGGGUAAAGAGUAAAUUGUUUUUUUUCUAAUCUGAAGUCAGUUCUUAAUAUCUUUAUUUUCCCUUUUUUAUAUGGGUUAGUUUUAUGCUGGUCAAUUAAUUUCUUGUGUUUUAACUUGGUUUUUGUCAAAUGGCAUACUUACAUCAGGCCCUCAGACAGCUAGAAUUGCUACAUUUUUCCUUUCUGAAGUUAUUAUGAUUGCUCAAGUGUCAAGUGUAUUUUGAUUUUGUAUGUGAAGCACAGUCUGUAAAUCCUUCUUAGUACCAGUGUCAACAAAUAUAAGCAGUCUGGAAUAGAAUUAAGGGAAUCCCUCACUCUUCUUGUUACCAGAAAACCGGAUUCUAGAUUGUUUUAAUAUUUUGAUUAGCAGAAAAAGACCGAAUAAAAUUGUGUAGUAAAGUGACAUGAAGUUCAGUGCGUCAUUGGUUCAGAAAAAGAUCAAAUGAGUUAUUAUAUGUUGCCUGCACAUUGUGACUGUGAAGUUUAGCAAAUCAGCCUGUCCAGAACUUUCCCCUCCUUCUGGGGUAUUAUUUAAGAUUUCUGUGAGUGAAAGUAGUAUAUGUGUUGUGUAUUUACUUGUACCAGUGUGGAUGACAAGGGAGUUUUGGGUAGUCCUAGGGCAAGGGCCCGUACACCACCUAUGCCAGUGUUGAGCGAGUAGGAUUAUAACAGCCACAAGCACCUGCAGUUGGGCCCUCAGCAUCGCUAGUGUGGAAGAUUGCAGAUGACUGUCAGACAGGACGUCGUCAGCCCCAGCACAGUGGACCAGUCAGCAUUUUGAGAGAGAAGGGAGAAGGCAGCAUCGAGCACAACGCCCAUGGAGGAAGCUUGCAGUGUCGUUCCUGGUAGUGAGCAUCUAUCUCUCUUUCAAGGCUAGCUAAACCCUCCAGCAGCUGGUGCUAGCGAAGAAAGACUAGUUCCUGGACACAUUGGAGAUCCUGUUGAGUCAGACAUACUGCAGUUUUACCCACAAAUUCUAGAUUUCAGACAUUAACAAGAAAAGGGAGUGAGUAUUUCUCAAAAGCUGACUUAAGAAGAUGGAGCAGGUAAGAGUAACCACUUUGCUUGAUUUGCAGAUGUGGAAAGAGGAAUUCUCUUCUUGCUGAAAAUCUGUAAAGACGUGAUAACAUGGAAGGUUCUGGAUGGGUAAGACUUUUUCAAAAUAUUAUCCAAGGCUGCUCAUAUUGUAAUCUAACAAUGCACAUGGUGAUUACGCAAGGUGCAAGGGUUCUUUUAAGGUGAACUGGGCACGAUGACGUCCAGUGUCGCUCCAUUUUGACCAGAACGAGCCUGUGACCUUCAUCACACUCCACAACGGCUAAACAUGCUUUCAUGUUUUAUUACCUUUACUAUGAGUCACAUAACUGAUAAAGUUGAUAGUCUUGAAAGACUUCCAGGGGGAACAAUAAAAUGUCCCGCUCCCUACGUGCCCAAUUAAUUGUGUUGAAGGUUAGGAAUAUGCUUCACUUUGGAUAUACUCUGAAAAAUGCUUGAUUUUUCAACAUAAUCUGAUGUUUCAUCAACACAAUCAUUCAUGUAGACCAAAAACUUUGAAUAUUUGAAAUGAAACAAAUCUUUCCUCAUGUUUGUCUCCUGGAAGCAUCAAAUAAUUAUCAUAACAUACAAUCAAAGGUGAUACGAGUGAAGAGACAGAAUAUUCACUGACGUGAGCGUGAAGGAAGCUUCUGUAAGAUUCUGUUUCAUUUACAGUAAUUUAGACGUGAUGAUAAAGGCUUUGUGAGUCCAGAAAGUUUUUGGUUUAGGUACCUUGAAAGUGCUUGGAAUUCCCUCUGAAAAAGCUGUAUGAAUGCUCUCUGGGAAAAGGGACGGUACUUGUACCAUCUGUUGCAAUUCAAUACAACUGCUCUUCCAUAAAUUCUAUGAAGUUUGUAAUGUUCAGUAUUUGGUGACAUAAGUGUGUAAAUUCAUUGAUAUAUAUGUACUGAACUCGUCUACAUAACUGAGUGGGCUUUUUUUCUGUCGUCCCUGUUUACACACACAAGGGGGGGCAGAUUAUAUGAAACAGUCCAGCUCACCAUGGCUAAAUGUAUAAUACACACCUCUAUGACUGUGUCAAGAAAACUGGAAAUUAUAGCACCAUGAAAGUAGAUGUUACAGCAGAGCAGUUGUACUGAAUUGCAUUAGACUCUACAAGUGUACCUAAUAAAGUGAGCGUACUAAUGACUUGUCAUGCAGUGUUAAAAUGUAUGGAAAUCAGAGGGUCCUUGUCAGUCCUCAUCAGUCUGUGUAAAUAAGCAGAACAAUGUCAACAUCGUAAAAGAGGACUUUUAACCCUUCAGUUACUUGAUUAUUACUGCUGAGGCAGGACAUGGCGCUGUAAUGCAAAACAGCAUUUAAUGAAUCAAAGGGGAUACAGUGCAACACUUCUAUAGGCCAGAUUUAAGUCAGAACGUCAAAUCAGCUGCAUGAGUCAUAGGGGCAUCUCUAAAAAGAAAAGAGAGGAAAGAAGACUUGUUGCAGGAUUAUUUUACAUGACAGGCAGUCACACAAAGAUAUGUAAAACAUGGGUGAGUGGCGUCAGCAGAGAGGAACCGUGGUCACGAGAUGAAACUAACCCACACGGGUUUGACAAACUCAUACUCACAUACAGUAGAGACACAGAGUAUUCAAAAAUACCAGUAAUCGGUAUGCUUUCCAGGAAGUGUCAACGUAGAUUUUGCUGUAAAGGCUAUAAACGUUUUUUAAUAAACUGCUUAUAUUUUGUCUGCCUCUUGAAUUAAAAAAAGAAAGAAACGUCUGGGGAAAUUUUCUAAGGUUUCCCUAAAAAUGGGAACUUUCUGCUGCUGCAUUUGCGGCUUGUCAUUACUGCACUUGAAGAUGUAGCAGUUAUAUAGAAAGUGAUUUAACACGGUGAGAAACACGCAUUUCCACUAAAAACUUCCUAAAAAAUCCAUUUAGGAUGAUUUCACUUUUCUAGAUUUAUACAUACCAACGUGGUGGACACGUGACCCACGUGAUUACCUGCACCAGAUUUCGGUUCUGUGCAUUUUAAUUGGUUUUGAGAGAAUUGAACAUGCAUUUUUAGGAUUCCACGCAGGUCGGGCCUCCUCAGUGCUGAUAUAUUUCUCAGUUGAAGGAUAGUGUUUCUGCAGAGGAAUGCGAGUGACCAAUGAACUGCGCUGUCUUAACAGUAAGAUGUGUAAAUGUAAACGUGUGACCUGUGCUGUUGAAUAAAAGUGUUU